This is a messenger RNA of Eimeria necatrix, 1503 nucleotides long. RefSeq lists its product as hypothetical. Bases 1 to 1503 code for a protein of 500 amino acids. The record is from RefSeq and is a predicted model, not a curated record. The transcript has a single exon. NCBI's taxonomy places the organism in Eukaryota, Apicomplexa, Conoidasida, Eucoccidiorida, Eimeriidae.
AUGCCGCACCUCUCCACCCUUUCCUCAGCAGCUGCCACAGGAGCAGCAGCAGCAGCAGCAUCGGACCCAGCAGCAGCAGCAGCAGCAGACCCAGCAGGAGCAGCAGUAGCAGACCCAGCAGCAGCAGCAGCAGCAGACCCAGCAGGAGCAGCAGUAGCAGACCCAGCAACAGCAGCAGCAGCAGACCCAGCAGCAGCAGCAGCAGCAGCAGACCCAGCAACAGCAGCAGCAGCAGACCCAGCAGCAGCAGCAGCAGCAGCAGACCCAGCAGCAGCCGCAGCAGCAGACCCAGCAGCAGCAGCAGUAGCAGACCCAGCAGCCGCAGCAGCAGACUCAGCAGCAGCAGCAGCAGACUCGGCAGCAGCAGCAGCAGACUCAGCAGCAGCAGCAGCAGCUCCACGUUGUGCUGCAUCUCUUGAAUUGGUGCCAGUGGGCGGCCGCAUUUCCAUAGUUUGCUUCCUCCCUCCGGCUGCACCGAAACCUCAGCCAGCAGCAGCAGCAGCAGCAGCAGCAGCAGCAGCAGCAGCAGCAGCAGAUCUAAACAAUCUUGUAGAAGCUCUGGACUCUCUCACUUUAAAUAAAUCCAUUUCUCUCCAAACUGCAACCCCCAGUACCCAAUCCAGACCCACAAACAAGGGGGGCCCCCCUCAGGGGCCCCCCGGGGGGCCCCCCCAGGGGGGGCCCCCCAGGGGGGCCCCCGGGGGGCCCCCCAGGGGGGCCCCCGGGGGGCCCCCCAGGGGGGCCCCCGGGGGGCCCCCGGGGGGCCCCCCUGAAGAGACUUUGGGGGGAAGAGAAGUGGUGGGGAGUGCUGCAGCAAAAGAAGAAAAGGGGGAAAGUGGAAAAGAAGAAAAAGAAAAAAAAGAAAUAAAAAAAGAAUUAAAAGAAGAGAAAUGGAACUUCAAAGUUCACCAGCAGCAACUCGCAGGCGGAGACCACUUGCUGCGGCUGUCCGUGUGGCGCUCGCAGCAGCAGCAGCAGCAGCAGCAGCUGCAGCAGCAGCAGCAGCAGCAGCAGCAGCAGCAGCAGCGGGGCGGCGAACUGCAGCAGCAAGGCGAAAAAGAAAUAAAAACUGAAAUAAAAAAUUAUUUUAAUUUCUAUUUCAAACUGCCCUGUGGCCUUCCCUCUCUCCGCCUCGUUUCCGCCUGCUGCAGCACAGCAGCAGACACAGCAGCAGCAGCAGACACAGCAGCAGCAGCAGACACAGCAGCAGCAGCAGCAGACACAGCAGCAGCAGCAGCAGACACAGCAGCAGCAGCAGCAGACACAGCAGCAGCAGCAGCAACAGCAGGGCGCCCCAACUCACACGAGCAACACCGCCAUCACCAGCAGCAGCAGCAGCAGCAGCAGCAGCAGCAGCAGCAGCAGCAGCAGCAGCAGCAGGGUUUGACUUUGAAGCUUUAUUUGCAAAGUUCGCUGAGGUCCGAUUUUGUGUGGAGGGCCCUGGAGGAGAAGAGCGACAAAUUGCUGCGGCAGCUGCGGGGCCUCUGGGUGGCUUGCAGGUGA